CAAGAAAAGAAAACACUAAAAAAAUAACAAAAAAAUCCAAAAAUAAGCAUAUUUUAAUCAAAUUAAAAGAGAAAAGAAGUUUAACGGAACAAGUGUUUUGUUGUUAUUUUUGUUCUAAAGAAAAUCCAAUUGAAAUUGUGCUGUGACAAUUGAAAAUUUAGUGUGAAUUUAAGAGAAAAUUAAUUAAAUCGACGGAUCUGCUGUUUGGGGCUGGCUGUUUACAAAGGAAUUUACAUCGUUGUAAGAUAAACGGCCCCCCUCUCGCUCCCAAUUCGAAGAUAAACUUACAACAUUAACGCCCUGCUUUGUUAUAACUUAACAAAACCAAAAGAAAAUAAAGGACAGCCACAAAUAAAAAUAUCAACAAGAAGACGUCGGUAUCCUUUGGCAUAGCCUUGUUAACAAAAUGGUUUUGGUAUUGAAUGGUGUCCUGCAGGACGAUUGUCCGAUGGACACGACCAGUCUGUUCAUGCAACAUCCUGUCUACAGAGAUUAUGCCCAGCAAUUGUUAUCGAUACCCACAAAGUCGGUAGGUCCGGUGGGUCUUCUGUACGUAGGUCAACGUGAAAUGGCUGCUGCAGCACCGCAUGAUAAAAAUAUCAAUAUAAUUGGUACAGAUGAUGCUACCACCUGUAUUAUUGUGGUGGUAAGGCAUUCAGGUUCUGGUGCUGUAGCAUUGGCCCACUUUGACGGCACUGGCGUCGAUGAAGCUGUCUGCACUAUGGUGGCCCGUGUCCAAGAGUUGGCCUUAGGUUAUCCGGAGGGCCGCAUUGAAUUGCAAUUAAUUGGUGGCUAUCGUGAUCCACAGAGUUAUGGCGAAGAGGUUUUCUACAGUAUAAUGCAAUCAUUCCACAAACAUCAUCUUGAAAUUGAUUUAACACAAGCCUGCGUUGGGGAAUUAAAUACAAUUUUACGUGGCGAUAUCAAUUGCCCCAUUAUAUACGGCGUGGGAGUAAAUAUAAAAACUGGGGAAAUAUUUCCAGCCACAUUUCCCGAGCGGGGACCAGAUAGGGAAUUACGUGAUGCUCGUAACUUUAUGGGAGCACAAACGGUUCUUGAUAUAUAUGACGCCUCUUUGGGUCUAUUACGCAUCGGACCCUUUAAUUAUGAUCCCUUAAGGGGUGCCGAUUUGUGGCUGGCACAAACCGAUGAAUUUCUAUUGCAACAUUUAUCCACAAGUCCUGAUGUGGAACCACCACAUUUUACACAUCAUAUGAGGGCAACCAUUAAAUUCAUACAAGAAAACCAAUUUCCUGCUAUUACUGUUUUCCGAGACAAUCGACCUCGCUAUUAUAGACGCGAUGAAACUACGGGUUGCUGGACACUGGUUAGAUAUUAAUAAAUGUUUGCUUUAUAUAACUGUUUUUUAUGUUUCGUUUAUGCGUUUCCUAAUUGAAAUUAUAGUUUUCCUAAAGUAUGUAUAUGUGUGUUUGUAUGUAUGCAUAGUCGUCCUAUAUUAUUUGCUUUUUAAUUGAUUUUACACAUAUAUUUUUUAUGCUUUUUUUAAUGCAGACAGAAGGAUUUUAUGAGCAAGAAACAUUUUAUGUCUUAUUAUUUUAGACCGAGUAUACGGUGUUACAAAUCUUUUCUUACUUUGUAAUUUUAAAGUAGCUAGCAUCACAAACUGAUGUUCGAACCAAAACACUUAUAGGCAACUUAUACGUAUACUUGCCGCAAGCGAAUUAUUUAUAAAAAAAGACAUCUGAGCUACAGUAAAACUGUUAAUUGACACUAUAUGCCCAUGCUUAGAUUGGUCGAACGUGUGUCUUUAUGGUUCCUUUAAAUACUUAUUCUCCACCUGGUCUUAAUGUUCGGUUUUACUAAUUUUUGUUGGCUUCAUAGCUUUCUUCUAUUGAUAAUAAAACUUUUAGUUUUGUUUGUUCUAGUUAUUGUUCGUAUACUUUUUCCUUAAAAUUGUUACCCAAAUCAAUGUUGUAACAAUUCCCCGACUAUUAUUUGAUUUGUAAAUACAUUUCUCUUUUAUUGUUUAUUUUUGAUUUCAAGUUUAUCACCUACUUGUUUUGUAUUGUUACAAUGAAAAUCCAUGAUAAAUAACAAAUAUAUUUUAAUCUUUUCCCCAUUUUUCUUGUCUAUUUCAAAGAUUUUAGAUUGAAAAUUUCUUAAAAAGAAAUUUCUAACAUGAAAACUGUUUAUUUCGGUAUGCGCCUUAUUAAAGAAAGUAAACAAAAAAUGGAUUUAAGUGAAAAAAUCUUUAAAGCAAAACACACACACAAACAUAAACUCUCUUUUAAUAAUAAAGAAAUUGUUUAAUUUUAUUGAAAUUAUUUAGUAAAAUGUAUGAGAAUUUAAAACAGAUGACAUUGUACUCUAAAUAUAACAAAAAAUAAAUAUAUAUAUAUAACAA
Molecule: messenger RNA, 2365 nt
Organism: Musca domestica (house fly)
Lineage: Eukaryota; Metazoa; Arthropoda; Insecta; Diptera; Muscidae
Product: protein N-terminal asparagine amidohydrolase
Exons: 7
Coding region: 407-1339 (310 amino acids)
Biological process (GO): ubiquitin-dependent protein catabolic process
Cellular component (GO): nucleus
Molecular function (GO): protein-N-terminal asparagine amidohydrolase activity
Source: RefSeq, a predicted model, not a curated record